Molecule: messenger RNA, 3010 nt
Organism: Stegodyphus dumicola
Lineage: Eukaryota; Metazoa; Arthropoda; Arachnida; Araneae; Eresidae
Source: RefSeq, a predicted model, not a curated record
UGAGCGCGAUUUGUUUUGGCGAUGCCCAGAGAAUGAUUUUGGAUUACGGAGAAUGCUGUCCACUUGUUUAUGCACGCCUUGCGCGUGCAGUGUUGUGACGCGUAACCCGCCGUUACUGUUAGAUUAUGCGUAGCUGUCACCGGAUGAAUGGCAUUCAAUGUCACAUACUGUCACACUCAUUCUUGAAGCGUUCGCCAGGCAGUCACAUGUAAAUAAGCUGGAAUGUAUACAGUAGCGUUAUCUCAGUUACGUCUUAACAUUUUCACGUCACAAAUGAUUUGUGAUUCUGAGAAGAGAUGAUAUGCGUGAAAUACUGUUUCUAAACCGAUAUUAAGCUUUCUCUGAUGCGUAACUUUCUUAAUUUGUACAAUCUCUCAGGCAAAUGUCAGUGUAUGGGAUUGUUUCAUAUGUGAAACUUCCUGAAGACAAGCACUAAAUAGUUGGAUAUCUCUUACACAUCAAAAACCAGUUUACCACGUAAAAGCUUCAUUGAAAAGGAUAGAAGUUCCACCAAGCAUAUUUGGAUCUAAGGAUACUAUGCAGUGAGUCAUGGAUUCAGUUCUUUACAGCUGGCUGGCCGCUGCAGCGGUGGCCCCGUUUGUAACGCUCCUAUCCUGCUGGACAUUGGUCAUCUUUAGGAGUUAUCGGUCCGAGUGGCGACUUUUGGACAUCUUCUUGUUCGCGUUGACUUGUUUAGAAGUGGUGUCGGCCCUUUUCAGUUUUGGAUAUGCUGUUCUGGGUGUGAUAAGGCCUGCAUUAGAAGCUCCAUGCCGUUUUAUAGUCUGGGGGCUGACGUCCACCCGAACGUUCCAUCUUUCGGCAGUUACAUCACUGCUGUUAGACAGAGCUUUUGCAGCCAGAUGGCCACGUGCAUAUAGGUCCACAGUGCGACACAGUCAGGUGAGAUAUCAUAUCGUUGUUCUGGCGGUCAUCUCUGUGUUUGUUGGAGUGACGUCUGUCUUUGCUCGUCUGCCAUCUUCUACGAGCAACUGUUCUCUCCACCCCUUAGAAUGGGACAUAAAAUUCUCGGUAUUCCUGGCUUGUGUUUAUGGCCUUCUACUUUUAACAGGUUUUGCAUGCUGUGUGACAGUACAUGCUGGACGUUUCCGCUCUCGAAGCAGCUACAGGACAUCUUGGUCAAGAGAUUCAGCAACAAGCAGCAGUGGUGCUUCGAGCGACGGAGCACGUGAUCUCGAAUGGGCUGUCGUUGCUUGCAUUUGCUGGUUAUCUUACAUGGUUAAUCAUGGUCCUUUCCUCGUUCUAAAUUCUCUUGGAAUGGCAGUUCCAACAUUUUGGUCUCCUUGGUUGGAUAACAGUAUCGUAUGGUUGCGUUUAGUUCAGGGUCUCUUGGUACCUUGUGUUUUAUUGCUGGCAGAUAUGCCCCACAGGAGUGCACUACGUAACAUGCUGCGACAGCCAGGACGCAUUUACAGACAUCUAUCAGAUCAUGGAGGCUUCCGCAUGCAGAUUGGCGAGUCAAAUAUUGCAAAAGUUGGAUAUCCUCCGUUUCCUCCUUUCAGAGCGCCUCCAUUUCCACAGCGCCUGCGUUGGAGUCCCGCAAAUCUCCCUAGCCUUCAAUCAUUGCAGCCCCUCGAAGUGGAUUCACUGCGAAAGGGAUAUGGCAGUGCAGGUUACACUACUCUUCUUAGCUUACCUUCGUCAACUACCUCUUUUUCAAGUCCUUUUUCAUCCUACUCUUCAACUGGACAAUCUCUGAAUUCAGUAACGACGAACGCUGUGGAUGAUUUUGUAUUUCGCCGUCCAUCAGUUCUUGCUCUGUUUGAUCCACCUUGUCCCAAAGAGGAGGAAACCAGAGGUCGUCGCUGCGAUACGCCAACUCCCUUCAUUAACUGUCGUGACGAAGAUUUGGAUCUUUGCCAGUGUGAGCUAGAAGACGACGAGAAACCUUCAGCAAGAGCCGUGAUCAACAAAAAUAUGAUUAAUAUCAUUCUAGCCUAUGAAAACGGCUCUGCCACUCCGGAUGGAACGUCUGAGUUGGAUACUUCUGACAGCACUGCAAAUCAUGAAGAAUCCUUUGAUUCCUCUUCCUCCGAAUCUUCCGACGCCGAUAGCAUUCAGAGUGUUAUCAUUAGGCAGAAGGUGGACCAGCGCGGGCGUGUGUCUGAAAGUGACAUUUCCAGAGCACAAAGAAAACUCUUUAGAUGUGACAAAAGCACUGAAAGUGAGUCUGGACCGCAGUGCUCAAUAUCCGAGCAAAGAGUAGUUUACUCGGAAUAUUUGUAAAUAUUUUAGUUAGGUGACCUUACAAAUCAAAUUUAUUUCAAAUAGUUCAGUUGAGGUACAACGUUAGUUUCGAUGCUUCGCGACCUGUGACGAAGCAGUUUGAAGUAAAUGUAGAAUGUGGAACAUUCACUGAUGAAUCGAUCUGGCAAACGUAUCCGUGUGACAUUUACAUUGUUACGUUUUAGACUGAUCCGACUUUGAGGCAGAACUUUAGCCAUACAUCAAAUAUCAUACUUGUCUGAAAGGUUUUCAACUGAUUAUUUAUACAAAUUCAUAUAUUUAAAUAAAACAGAAUUUUUAAAUCUAUAAGAUAAGGGGGAAAAAUCUGUCACAAAGCCAGAGGCGUAGCUAAGAUUUCAAGCGUCCGGGGACACCUAAAGCUUUUGCGCCCCUUUCUGUGUUCCAAGAAUGGAAAACAUUUCAUUCUGAAAGGUGUAUCAUCAAUUUGGCGCCCCUUCGAUGCUGCGCCCGGGGACGGAUGCACCCCCUUGCCCCACCCUAGCUACGCCACUGCACAAGGUUUACAGAUGUAAAGUAACACGAUUCUUAUAAAACAAGUCCAUUAAAGCUUUCUGUAGGCUGUCCACUUUGUAUUAUUAAUAUCGACCACUGACUGUCAGAAGUCGUAUGUGUCGUAUAUGUGUUACGGUGAAACACCGAAAUCUGGAGAAUGUCGACUUUCACCGGUGAAUGUCAACAUUCACAUAGUCUCUUGGUGUAUGUCCGAAAUAUUUUCCAAAUACUCUUAUUUCUGACUUACACCGGU